Molecule: messenger RNA, 2664 nt
Organism: Alternaria arborescens
Lineage: Eukaryota; Fungi; Ascomycota; Dothideomycetes; Pleosporales; Pleosporaceae
Exons: 7
Coding region: 1-2664 (887 amino acids)
Source: RefSeq, a predicted model, not a curated record
AUGCCUUCGCAGCAGAGUAGUCGCACCUCGACCACUGCUUUUUCUCAGCAAUCGACAGUGAUAGGAAGCACAACCCCACCACCACGUGCAGCCGGAGCCGCCCUUGACCGAGCCAUCAUCCAAUUCCGCAAUCGACUCAAUGGCACAGAACUCAUGGAAUUCAAGGGGACUACACAUGAUAAUCUGCGCGAAGAGCUUUUCAAAGUUCAGGAGAAGCAAGAGGCUCGCCUGGAGAUGAUGAGUCUUGCUCGCAUCAAACAUUGUCUCGAAGCGAUGCACCAGUUCGGCCAAGUCAUCGAGAUCUUCCUCAACGUUUCGGAUGCAGUCGCGUUCGUGUGGGGCCCGAUGAAGUUCCUCUUGUUGACAGCUAGUACGUUUGCAGACUCUUUCGAUUCACUUCUGGAUGCGUACAAAAGAAUUGGCGAGCAACUACCUUUGUUAGCAGAGUAUCACUCAUUGUUCAGCAACUCACCUCACAUGGUUGAUGCCCUCGAGUUGAUUUACAUCGACAUACUGGACUUCCACCAACAAGCGUGCAAAUUCUUCUCAGGCAGAUUAUGGGUUCGGUUUUUCAAGUCGAUGUGGAAGAACUUCCAUACCAAGUUCGAUGGGAUUCUUAGCAGUCUUCGCCGUCACAAAGACAUCGUAGAAUGCCGUGCUAACCUCGUCCAAUACCGCCUCUACCAGGAUGAUGUCGCAGAUUUCAAAGCAAAGCUCGAGGAAAACGUCGCGCGAGAAGAAACCAAGAACCUAAUGGUUGUCAAGGAAUGGCUUAGUGUAGGAGAGUUACCACAACUUGAUCAUGCUAGCUACUGCAAAAUCCGAGCAGAUUAUGCCACUACAACCAAGUGGAUAUCGCAGCACAAAACUGUCAAACAUUGGAUACACGCCGAUGUACCGAAAAGCCCAGUCGUCUGGAUGUAUGGAAUUCCUGGUGCUGGAAAGACGAUACUAUCAUCGGCCAUCAUUGAUGAGUGUAAAGCUCAGCCGGGAUUCCUGACUUGCUAUUUCUAUUGUCACGAUGGUGAUCCAAUGAGUAGCACUGCAGUCGGUAUACUAAAGGGGCUCGUUGACCAACUCUUGGAUCAAUACCCGCAGAUGUUGCCCCCUUGCUUCACAAGGCGUAGAUCGAGCGGAGAGCCAUCGCUCCGGUCACUUUCUCAAGCGAAGAAGCUCCUGGAGGACUUCUGUAAUACCAUACCUAAAUCGUUCAUUGUUAUCGAUGGGCUGGAUGAAUGUGAGAAGGCAGAAAGGAGCCAGGUGUUGGACAUCUUGACCGAAGUCGUAGGUUGCCGCGACACGAUCGACCCAGGCACACUCCGUCUUCUCAUUGCUAGCCAAGAUCUUAUUGAUAUUCGAAAAGGAUUUAACAGCACUGCAUCUAACAAGGUUGCACCAAUAAUCUUGCGGAUCUCCGAGACGGACAACGAAGGUGAUAUUCGAGCUUUCACCAGGCUAUGGGUAGAUAAGAUCGCAUCAAAAUUUCCGCCAUUCUCAGAGGAUAUGAAAGAGUACCUUCAGAAUCUUACAGUAGUCAACGCAAAAGGCAUGUUUCUAUACGCCAAACUUGUUUUACUUGACCUUUAUGCUUCUACUACGCUAGCGGAGCUUAAAGACAGUAUCAAGACCGAAAACUUUCCACACAAGCUAGCAGACGCGUACAUCACUGCCAUCACCAAAGACAUACAUGAGCCAUCUAUCGAGUGCGAGCUUGCGACAUUGUGUAUGCAAUACUUGACUUUCCCCUGUUUCGAUGUUGACAAUCCUGACGAUGUCGUACAACGACGGCGAUACGCACUGGAUGGAUCACUCGCGUUCCAAGACUACGCGAUUGCGAAAUGGUUUCACCACAUCAAUGCGUGGGUGGCAAGUGGCACAAAGUUCCUUGAAGAAGCUCAGGACCAGGUAGCUUUACUAUCUGCCAUCUUUAAUGCCAUGGAAGACUUCAUGACGCGCUAUAGUGAGGUGGAUUGGGCGAAAGGACUUGUGGAUGACUGCAAGACCAAGUGCAGGGUGUUUGAACAUCUCGGUCUAUACGAGCAUGUUGUGCAGCUCACUAGCCAUAUCUACACGUUCCAACAGAAAGGCUUCGAUGCAUCACACAAGAUUAGCAUUAGCGAUCUUUCGGAGGCCUUAGAUCGGAACCGGAAAAUGCUUGAGGAGUUUCACAAAGCCAAACCUGGUCCGACAGCAGAAGAGAAGACAGCGUACAGUAAAUUCUACAACGAGAAGCGACGUUAUAAAUGCACACGGAUCACCUGCCGAUACUUCUCUGAGGGAUUUAAAGACGAGAAAUCUCGUGAGCGGCAUGUCAACAUUCACGAAAGACCGUACCAAUGCGAGAUACCGGACUGCGUAGGCGCAGAAGGGUUUGUGAAUGAAAAGGAUCUCGAGAAACACACUCGGACGUUCCAUCCUGACAAGAGUGAUUUAGCAGAGACGUUUAUCUCUGCUAUCGCACCCAAACGCGGGAACACGAAUCAUGCAUGCUCGAUCUGCGGGAAAACAUUCUCACGCAGCUACCAUCGUAGGGAUCAUGAGCUCAGUCAUAAAGGAGAAAGACCACACGAGUGCGAGGAAUGUGGCAAAGCUUUCACGAGACUUAACGAUCUCACAAGACAUAAGAAAAUACACGACAGGCCCGGCAAUAAUGGCGCAGUCUAG